Molecule: messenger RNA, 771 nt
Organism: Limanda limanda (common dab)
Lineage: Eukaryota; Metazoa; Chordata; Actinopteri; Pleuronectiformes; Pleuronectidae
Gene: smtna
Product: smoothelin a
Exons: 7
Coding region: 1-771 (256 amino acids)
Biological process (GO): actin cytoskeleton organization
Cellular component (GO): microtubule organizing center; filamentous actin
Molecular function (GO): protein binding
Source: RefSeq, a predicted model, not a curated record
AUGGAGGAAAAAACAGACGGUGGAUCGGCUGCAGUGACCAGUGAGGAGCUGGCUGCUGUUGAAGAUGAAGAGGUUCUCAACAAGAUGCUGGACGACGCAGCAGAUUUCGACCAGAGACGAAUGAUUCGUGCUGCAUUAAGAGACCUGCUGAAGAAAAAGAGAGAUAAACGGGAGCAGGAGAGGGGGUCGAGGCAGCAGGACCUGAGGCAGCAGGGCCUCGGCAAAGGAGCGAAGACAGGCUCAGCAGUUAGCACAGGCAGAGCGUCCAUGAACCAGCAGCCGUCAACAAACAAACCGACAGGUCAGUCCUCUCCAUCAGCCUCCGCUCCCUUCAACAGGACAGGAGGCAGCACGACCAGUCCUGCUGCAGCUCCGGUCCAGACAUGUCCUGCUGCUGCUGCAGUACCCAACGCUAAAAAUGUCAAACAGAUGCUUCUGGAUUGGUGCAGGGCCAAAACAGAGCCAUAUGAGGGGGUGAAAAUCCAAAACUUCUCCUCAAGCUGGAAAGACGGUAUCGCCUUUUGCGCCUUAGUGCACCGAUUCUUCCCCGAUGCGUUUGAGUACUCCAUCCUCAACCCCAACAAGCCCAGGGAAAACUUCCAGCUGGCUUUCAACACUGCAGAGAGGCUCGCAGGCUGCCCCCCCCUGCUGGACCCUGAGGAUUUAGUCCGGAUGAAAGAGCCCGACUGGAAGUGUGUGUACACGUACAUCCAGGAGUUUUACCGCUGCCUGGUGGAGAAAGGCCUGGUGAAGACCAAAAAGCGGCCGUAG